This is a messenger RNA of Eucalyptus grandis, 1428 nucleotides long. RefSeq names its product CRIB domain-containing protein RIC10. The transcript is spliced from 5 exons. The record is from RefSeq and is a predicted model, not a curated record. Lineage: Eukaryota; Viridiplantae; Streptophyta; Magnoliopsida; Myrtales; Myrtaceae. The coding region runs from base 490 to 948 and encodes 152 amino acids.
AUACAACGUUUGUUUCAGUCUCUGUCCAACCACCUCUGAUUUGGAGGUUAUUCAUGGUUGUCUUGUCUUGUUUCUCUCCUAUCCAUCUCCUUCCUCUCCUCUCUCUUUUCCCUUUUCUUCCUCCCCUGCUUUUCCAACUCUCAUCCCUUUUUCUUUCCUUCCUUUGAAAUUAGGAAAGAACCCAGAACCAAGAAUCACACCCUUCAUCCGUCACCAUCGUCACCUUCCUCUCCGCGACGCCAAUGCGCAGAGAUUCCUGCAUUUGCACGCCGAGCCGCUUGAUUUGAGAAGAGGGUACGCAAGACUUCGCCAUUAGCGAAGAACCCUUGUGACCGAAUGGAGGAUGGAGCCUUCGCAGGCAGAGUAAAGGAAGGAGAGGGAGAAACGUGAAGAUGUUCCAUUAGGACCGAUUCAAUUUCGUUCUUUCUUAAAGACUCGUGGGGGGUUCUUAGGGGCUGCUUGUUUUGGAGGGUUGGAUUUGCAUCUAUCAUGACAAUGACGAUCAAAGGAAUAUACAAGAGCUUCAAGUACAUCUCCCAAAUCUUUGUCGUCAAGGACCGCGAAAUGGAAAUCGGGUACCCGACUGAUGUUAAGCAUGUUGCUCAUAUUGGAUGGGAUGGUCCUACCGGUAAUGGACCCAGCUGGAUGAAUGAAUUCAGGGCCGCACCCGAGUUCUCAGACUCGCUCCAUUCGAUUGGUGAGCCUGGAGAUUCUAAUCCGGUGGCUCAUCAUCGUCCAUGGCCCUCUCAAGUAGAUUCUGAACAAUCUGGGUCGGGCCAACCUGCACUUGGUAUAUUUGAAGACUCUCCACAGACAGAACUCCCAAAAGGAUCGAAGAAACAAAAACGGAAAAAGGCUAGGUCAUCAUCAUCUCCAAAGUCAUCAAAGCCCUCUAGAGCGCUGAAAUCAAAGGCCAAGCCCUCCGAUGUGGAGGACACUCCUAAUUGAUAAGUGUAAUUUUCAUGUCAGAGGCCUUCUGAAUAAGAAGCGAUGAAGCUGUUAAUGUCCAUGACCACAAGGAAGAUCACAAACCACUUCCUCGGAGGUUGACAGAGGACAAGAAGUGACACUCAGAGAGCUACACCAGGUGCUGUAAAUCGAAAGCUGUCUAGAUGUUUAUCAGUCAAUGUCUGUAAUGAAGAUUCGUAUCACCUCUUUUGGAGGAUACCAGCGUGUGAGAAGGAACAGUUGGAAAGCUAUCAAACAUAGCGUUAGUAUAGCUAGGGAUUUUUCGUGUAUGGAAAGUAUUGAUCAAUCUUCAAUUGCAUUAGUAAUUUGGUUAGGUUUCUUCUUAGAGUGAAAGAUUAUGAAGUUACAUGAUGAUUGUAAAGCCAAUAUUGUGUGUCUGGUUUUUGGACAUGGCCAAUUGUAUCGUCUUCUCUGACUCCUGACUUUAACUUGUUCAAUUUGAGAGGUAAUGUUAUUGAA